Messenger RNA from Oncorhynchus kisutch (coho salmon), 2538 nucleotides. RefSeq names its product orthodenticle homeobox 1 (gene otx1). Lineage: Eukaryota; Metazoa; Chordata; Actinopteri; Salmoniformes; Salmonidae. The transcript is spliced from 4 exons. The coding region runs from base 483 to 1481 and encodes 332 amino acids. Gene Ontology annotation, cellular component: nucleus. The record is from RefSeq and is a predicted model, not a curated record. Gene Ontology annotation, molecular function: RNA polymerase II cis-regulatory region sequence-specific DNA binding; DNA-binding transcription factor activity, RNA polymerase II-specific. Gene Ontology annotation, biological process: regulation of transcription by RNA polymerase II; multicellular organism development.
UAGAGGGGCAAGGGUAGUGGGAAUGUGAUCAAUCUCCAUCCGUCUACAUUAGCAAUCACCUUAACACAGUGACAGACACCACGCAAAACUCAAGCAAAUUAGUUUGAUUUAUUUGGUUUUUAAAAACCCGGAAACCUUCACGAUCGACUAACAGGGAAACAACGACAGGGCACGCGCUGGGUGAGAAGUGAGAACCAAUAGGCUACAGCUCUUCUCCAUAAUGCACAGUUUGCACUGUAUUUGUUUUUGAGUUGCCGUCUUGAGUUCUCUGUCUUCGGGUUGCCAUCCAGACUUCCUCGGUAUUGGUGGAUAGCCGCAUUGGGUUCAUCUGGUCGCCUUUACCAGGCUACUAAAGGAGAGAAGCUUGGGGACAGGAAGGAGAGAAAAAGUGCAUUUACAUCGGCCCCUCUCUCGUCAAGCUGCAACAUCGGGGGAAAUCGAACUAUUGGCAAGAUCUGGGGGGACCCGUGACUGCCUCUAGCAUGAUGUCAUACCUCAAACAGCCCCCCUACGGCAUGAAUGGCCUAGGGCUCAGCGGCUCCGCCAUGGACCUACUGCACCCGUCUGUGGGCUACCCAGCGACGCCUAGAAAACAGCGUCGUGAACGGACCACGUUCACGCGCUCGCAGUUGGACAUCCUCGAGUCGCUCUUUGCUAAAACUAGGUAUCCGGAUAUCUUCAUGCGCGAAGAGGUCGCACUGAAAAUUAACCUUCCGGAAUCCAGGGUCCAGGUGUGGUUCAAGAACCGCCGGGCGAAGUGCCGGCAGCAGGCACAGAGCGGCAACAGUACCAAGGCCCGUCCGGCCAAGAAGAAGUCCUCUCCGGCGAGGGAGAGCACCGGGUCGGAGAGCAGCGGCCAGUUCACCCCGCCUGCCGUCUCCAGCGCAGUCUCCUCCUCUUCUUCCUCCUCCUCCACCAAUCACGCAGGGGCGGGCCUCAGCAACACCUCUACCUCCAUCAGCACCGUCUCGUCCAUUUGGAGUCCCGCCAUCUCCCCGGGCAACGGCCCGUUAACACCCGCCUCCGCCCCGCCGCUCGCCGAGCCCCCAGGACCCCCGUCCAACGCCUCCUGCAUGCAGCGGUCGGUCUCGGGGUCGGUCUCUGCCACCUCCUCCUAUCCCAUGUCCUACAACCAGACGACAGGCUACGGCUCCUACAACCCUACCCCGUCCAGCUCCUACUUCAGCGGGGUGGACUGCGGCUCCUACCUGGCCCCCAUGCACUCUCACCCACACCACCAGCUCAGCCCCAUGACGGCCUCUUCUAUGUCGGGUCACCCGCACCACCACAUCAGUCAGUCUUCAGGACACCAUCACCACCACCAUCACCAGGCUUACGGAGGCUCUGGCCUGGCCUUCAAUGGCUCAGACUGCUUGGAUUAUAAAGAGCAGACAGCGGCCUCCUCGUGGAAACUCAACUUUAAUGCCAGUGACUGCUUGGACUACAAAGACCAGGCCUCCUGGAGGUUCCAAGUCUUGUGAGGACUACAAAGACCAGGGGACUCAUGUCUUGUGAUUGGUAGACUUUUUUUUCUUCUCCCUUUAUUUUCUCUCCUUCACUAUUUGGUUUCCUCACUCAUCAUUUGUUGAUUUUUAAAGAGAAAAAAGUUUAUGAACUUUAAAAAGUAACAGCAAUUAUAGUUUGGAUGGACAGAAGCUCAUUGAUUGGACUUAUUUUUUUUAUUAUUUUCAAUAAAUGGUCCCUUUUUACGCUUAUGAAAACAACUUGAGAGAGGGCUGUGGGCUUGAUUGAAAAGUCGUUUUUACUUUUGUCAAUGAAGAAAUGUUUCGACCUUUUAACUAUGGACUGUUUUAACAAAUGUUUCAACCAAACUUCUGUGACCACUAGCGUCCUGUCCUGUCCUGUCCUGGCUCUGGCGAUGCGCUCAUGUCUGUCUCUGGAAAGAUGAGGAUUACCUACCGUCACCGUGCCAGUGCACGCGCUGCUUACCUCCGUCCAUUUCCAAUCAAAUCCUGUUUUUAUUUCUGAAAUGUGUUAUUUUUAGGAUGAAAGAGAUUUUAGUCAGCGACGUAAAGGCGUUGAAAUAUGUAUAUAUGUAUUUGGGUCAGUUACAGUGACCACGUUUAGUUGGUGUUUCUGAAUUUGAAAUUGUUUUAAUAAGAAGAACUUUGAAAAAACUAUAGCCGAUGUAAAUCAUUCCAAAGAUAACGAAUUGGCCAUGAAGUUCCAUUUUUUUUAUAUACGUUUUCCUUUAUAGACAAAAAAAUGCAUUAGACAACUUGAAAUGUCCUGGAGAAACGAAAUAAGAAAAUCUAAAAGUAAAACAUGUAUUAGAUCAUGCUCAAUCAGGACUGCAGUUUUUCAAAAGGAAAAGGUAUUUUUAAAAGUUACCUCCUGACUCUGGCAUUUGUCAAUCGUAAAAUUUGACAUAUUUUAACAAUAGCACUUGACUUCCUGUUGGAGUCAAAUUAAUCAUUUUUAAGAAUGUGGAUUUGCUGUUCCAAGAUGCCAGUGAAAUGUUGAAUGUAUCUCAAGGCGAACACCCUUAUCCAUUCAAUAAAGAUCCGUCAACUCAUA